UAUAAAUAAAGUCCAUGCGCGUGUCCAGGUGUCUUUGAUCAGCCAGUGUUCACCGGACAGACAGACACCAUGAGACUGCUCGCUCUGAUACUGCUGGUUGGAGCUGCUGCGGCAGUGCCCCGUGAGGAUGGUAAGAUCAUUGGUGGCCAGGAGUGUGAACCUCACUCCCGACCCUGGAUGGCCUCCCUCAACUACGGGUACCACUUCUGUGGAGCCGUGCUCAUCAAUGAGCAGUGGGUGCUCUCUGUCGCUCACUGCUGGUACAACCCCUACGCUAUGCAGAUCAUGCUUGGAGAGCACAACCUGCGUGUGUUUGAGGGAACUGAGCAGCUCAUGAAGACUCAAAACAUCAUCUGGCAUCCCAGCUAUGACUACCAGACGCUGGACUAUGACAUGAUGCUGAUCAAGCUGUUCCACCCUGUGGAGAUCACUGAUUAUGUGAAGCCCAUCCCGCUGCCCACCAGCUGCCCAUACGCAGGCCUCCCGUGCUCUGUCUCUGGCUGGGGCAACAUUGCCACUGGAGAGGAGGUAAACAUGCCCGCCCAUCUGCAGUGUCUGGAUGUGCCCAUACUGGAGGAUGAGAAGUGUGAGAUGGCCUACCCUGGCAUGCUCACCCGCAGGAUGGUGUGUGCCGGAUACAUGGACGGAGGCAGAGACGCAUGCAACGGGGACUCUGGCAGUGGUCUAGUGUGUUUGGGUGAGGUUCAUGGCCUGGUGUCCUGGGGUCAGGGCUGUGCCGUGCCCGGAUACCCCGGAGUCUAUGUCAAAGUGUGUGAGUUCCCCUGGAUCGAUGAGACCAUGAAGGCCAACAUGUAACACCACUAGCUGCUUUCCUCCCUGUCUCUCAGACCUCUACUCCUCCAAACUCUUCCUCCCUGUCUCUCAGACCUCCACUCCUCCAAACUCUUCCUCCCUGUCUCUCAGACCUCCACUCCUCCAAACUCUUCCUCUCUCUCUCUCGUUCUCCUCCUAGUUCAAUACUAAAGUGGACUCAGCACAGUGUAAGCAUGUCAAACACAAUAAAGCCUGAAGUUACACUAUC
Molecule: messenger RNA, 1042 nt
Organism: Oncorhynchus nerka (sockeye salmon)
Lineage: Eukaryota; Metazoa; Chordata; Actinopteri; Salmoniformes; Salmonidae
Product: trypsin-like
Biological process (GO): proteolysis
Molecular function (GO): serine-type endopeptidase activity
Source: RefSeq, a predicted model, not a curated record